Messenger RNA from Prosopis cineraria, 1680 nucleotides. Its product is annotated as protein VAPYRIN-like. Gene Ontology annotation, molecular function: protein binding. NCBI's taxonomy places the organism in Eukaryota, Viridiplantae, Streptophyta, Magnoliopsida, Fabales, Fabaceae. Bases 197 to 1606 code for a protein of 469 amino acids. Gene Ontology annotation, cellular component: nucleus; cytoplasm. The record is from RefSeq and is a predicted model, not a curated record. The transcript has 2 exons.
UACUAGUAUUGUAGAGCACAACAUUCCUCCAUUGUUUUAUGACAAGUUGGGCUACAAUUAUUUGCCAGGAACAAGUUUAUAAAUUUAAGAAAGAUAGAUUUCAUGAGAUUCUGUAACAGAUAAUAGCUGGGUUGGAUCACGUGGAGUGUGGUACGGAAGUCCAGAUUCACAGAAUUGAACCAUAAUCUACUGUGGUAUGAAGGAGAUGGAGAGGCUGGCGGAGGUAACCGAAUCAGAGAUUCGAAUAGACUUCUCUCUCAACUGCAAAUGCCGAGCCACCGUGAGUCUCCGAUCUCUAUGUGCUGCCUCGCCACUGGCCUUCAAGGUCCAGACCUCCUCCCCCAACAAGUUCCUCGUUAAUCCCCCCGCCGGACUCAUCGCUCCUCUCUCUUACGCCACCUUCCAAGUCAUCCUCAAGCCUCAGUCCCAACUUCCCCCAACGUUCCCCCGCUCUCCCUCCGAUCGCUUCCUCAUCAAGCUCGCUCAAUUCCCUCCCAACUCCUCCAAUCCCGUUCCCUCUCACUCCAUUAAUUCAUGGUUCUCCUCUCUCCCAUCCUCCGCUUCCACUCAUAAUCUCAAACUCAAGGUUGCCUUCGUCGGCCCCCUCCUUCUCCGCCAUUCUGUCGCGCGUGGCGAUUCAGAUGCCGUCAGGAACCUCAUCAAACGGCAGAGGUCUCUACUCGCCGAUUUGUCGCCCAAUGAAGCCGAGUCGCUCCUCCGAGUCGCCACCGGGUUGGCUAACCCGGACGGCAUGGUUCACUUGCUGUUGGAAGCCGGGUUGAGGGUGGAGGAGGCACUGGGAUCUGGUAACGUGGACCAGAGAUGGGCUUCGAAGGGCUGGGAUGAGUUACACGUGGCGGCAGCUUUUGAUCUGGCGGAUGACAUCCUGAGGUUGUUAAAGACGAAUCCGUCGUGGCCGUUGGAUUCCAGAGAUCACAAGGGUAGGACCCCUUUGCAUUUGGCGGCAGAUAAGGGAAAUAUCAAGUGCGCGCGCGUGCUGGUGGAGGGCGGUGCCAAUGUGAAUGGCAGGUGUAACGACGGUCGUACGCCGUUAUACAGAGCGGCGGCGAAUGGUGACCGGAGGAUGGUGGAAAUGCUGGUUGAGAUGGGCGCCGACCCAACUAUAGCCGACGAUCGUGGCCGUUCGGCCCUUUCCAUUGCUAGUGACGAAGGACACCAGAAAGAGGUGGUGGAAAUAAUGGAGCAAGGAGAAGAAGUACUGGACGCAGCGAGGCAUGGAGACGUGAAGAAACUGGAGUCACUGUUGAAGAGAGGAGCGAAUGUAGAGUACCGUGAUCAGUAUGGUUUGACAGCACUUCAUGCGGCAGCCAUGAAAGGGCACAGAGAGAUGGUAUGGAUGCUGACAGAAGCAGGACUGGACUUGGAAUGUGAGGACGAGGAAGGUCACGCGCCGCUGCAUAUGGCGGUGGGGAGCGGUGACCAAGAGACCAUACGAGUGUUACUGAACAAGGGAGUGAAUGUAAAUGCUACUAACAAGAAGGGCGCCACCCCUUUGUACAUGGCUAGAAUUUUGGGAUACGAUGCCAUUGCUGACUUCCUUGUCACCAGAGGAGCAAUGUCCUGUUUUCCUGUGAUUUUAUCCUAACUUCUCCCAUUGUACAUCACAUAACUCCAAAUUCUAAUGGUUCUCCCUACGGCAAUUUCCUUUUUUUUUUUGGG